Panonychus citri (citrus red mite) is the source of this 1265-nucleotide messenger RNA. RefSeq lists its product as uncharacterized. The record is from RefSeq and is a predicted model, not a curated record. Bases 379 to 1248 code for a protein of 289 amino acids. The transcript is spliced from 3 exons. NCBI's taxonomy places the organism in Eukaryota, Metazoa, Arthropoda, Arachnida, Trombidiformes, Tetranychidae. Gene Ontology annotation, cellular component: nucleus. Gene Ontology annotation, molecular function: DNA binding.
CAUAUUUGAACACUUUCAUAUUUGAACAAAAUCCUGCCAUCUACUGGAUGUUAGAGUAAAAGAGAUGUGAACAAAUAUGGCUGCGCCCAUGGAUCAGAAGGAUGAAAAAAAGGUGCGGAUUACACUGGAGAAUAAAAUAAAAAUAAUAAAGGCCAUAGAUGAAGGCUACACAUAUCGUGAAGUUGGUGAACAAUUUGGUAUCAACAGGAGUGCCGUUCAUUACAUAUACAAACAGAAAGAAAAUUUUUUUCAUUGCUGAAUUUUGGAUACAAUCAAAAGAUUAAGAAAUCACCAGCAAAAUUAACCAAAAACUGUGAUGUUCAAAUCAAACAAUUUAUCAAAGAUUCAAAUCUACAUAAUCUACCUGUUAACACAUUUAUGUUAAAAACAGUUGCUAAGGAGAAAUAUCAUGAAAAUGGAUCGACUGAUUUUCUCGCUUCUAAUGGUUAUUUGGAAACACUAAAGAAGAGAUUAUGUAUCAAAAAUAUAAAAUUACAUGGCGAUGCUGCUUCUGUUGAUGAGGUUAAAGUUCACGAAUGGAAAUUAUCAACAUUACCUAUUAUUAAUGAAUACUCACCUGUUGAUAUCUACAAUAUCGAUGAAACUGGUCUAUUCAUUAAAAAAUUACCUGAGCAAACCUUCAUUUUGGAAACAGAUGAUCCGGAAAUUGGUCAACUUCGAGGUGUUAAACAGGAUAAGACCAGAGUUUCAAUAGUAUGUGCUUGUAAUAUGGUCGGAGACAAAGAAAAGUUAACUGUCAUCUACAAAUGUGCAAAACCUCGAGCCUUUCAGAACAUUAAUUUUGAUUAUAGUAAAUUACCAGUUAAUUAUUAUUAUAACUCAACGGCUGAUGAGAAAUUACAACUAAAUAACAGGAAAAUAUUAUUAUUAUUAGAUAACUUUCGUGGUCACUAUAUUUCGUACGAGCCAAAAAAUAUUAGAUUUCUUUUCCUCGAACCAAAUUCAACUUCGAAGACUCAACCUUUAGACGCCGGAAUAAUUAAAUCAUUUAAAGACCACUAUUUAUCUCGUUACUCACAAAUACUAUAUGAAUCUCAUCGAUUGAAACAAAUCGAUGUUACAGAAUUUGUAAAAAAAUUUGAUAUCCUAAAAGUUAUAAAAAUUGUUCAUCUUGCUUGGCAGGAUGUAAAACCUGAAAUAAUAGGUAAUUGUUGGAAACAUGUUGGUCUAAGCAAUUCAAGUUAUAAUUCAAGCAAUUGUCAAUCUCUGGUCGAUCAUAAUUAUUAAACUUCAUUUAUUUCAAA